AUGUCGAAUCAAGGAUACUACGGCGGCGGAGGCGGCGGCGGAGGAGGCGGCGGAGGACACUAUCCCCAGCAGCCGAGCUACUCGCAGAACCAACCUCAGGGCUACAACCAGUCCCAAGGCUAUCAGCACUCCGGCAGCUAUCCCGAGCAGCAACAAUACGGAGGCCACCAGUCCCACUCCCCCUCCUAUCACCAACCUCCGCCAGGCCACGGACCAAGCUCUUCCCCCCAUCCCCAACAGCCCAGCUACGCCGCUCCGUCGCACGGCCAGCACCCCCAACAGCCGGGCUACAGCUACGACAACCGCAGCCACUCGCCCCAGCCGCCCACUCAUCAGCAGCAGCAGUACGCCGGCGCGCACCAGGCCGGCGGCUACGGUCAGUCGCAGCCGCAGUAUCACCAGGCCGGCGGCGCCCCCGGCCAGCAGCAGCAGUACGGACCCGGCCAGCCCGGCGCCGGCCCGGAUGGUGAACGCGGCCUCGGCGCCACUCUCGUCGGCGGCGGCGCGGCGGGGUGGGCCGCCCACAAGGCCGGCGGCGGGUUCCUGGGCAGCCUCGGCGCCGCUGCGGCGGGUGCCGUCGGCGCAAACGUCCUCGAGCACGCCUUCAAGAAGAAGAAGAAGCACAAGAAGUCCAAGAAGUCCAAGAAGUACGGCCAGCGCGGCUUGGGCAGCGGCAGCAGCAGUGGCUGCGGCAGUGACUGCAGUUGCAGCGGCUCCGACUAG
This is a messenger RNA of Hirsutella rhossiliensis, 723 nucleotides long. RefSeq lists its product as uncharacterized. Bases 1 to 723 code for a protein of 240 amino acids. The record is from RefSeq and is a predicted model, not a curated record. The transcript is spliced from 2 exons. NCBI's taxonomy places the organism in Eukaryota, Fungi, Ascomycota, Sordariomycetes, Hypocreales, Ophiocordycipitaceae.